UUAAUCAUAGGAAGAAAAAAAUCUGCAGGCCAUAGACAAAAAAGGAACAACACAAAUCAAAAGAACAUAAAAAAGAAAAUUAAAAAUUAAAAAAAAACAUGGCUUGAAGUCAACAGUUUCAACAAAUCAUGUAUAAAAGAGCUUUGUUGCUGGCCAAACAUUAACACAAAAAGUCCCACACCCAUUUGAAUUUGACGAUCAAAAUUUGAACUUUUUGAAAUUAUUUCAAAAACCCAUUUGAAUUUGAUGAUCAAAAUUUGAACUUUUCGAAACCAUUUCAAAAACCCAUUUCUUUUCUGAAGUUUUCUUCUCAGCCAAGAUGGGGAAGGCUGCAAAAUGGAUAUUGAAUCUUCUUCUUGGGAAGAAGGAAGGACAUCAGAAGAAUCAGAUGAAGAAGAAGAUGGGUUCUUCUUCUUUUUCUGAUCACUCUGCAAAUUUGAAGCUAAAAUGGAGUUUUAGAAAGACAAAUCUUCUGUUAACUCAUAAGCUUUCUAAAUCUGAUGGCUCCAUUGGUACCAUUGAAUCUCUCAAGCAUGUAGCUAUGGCAGAUCAGAAGAAGCCACCAUCAAGUGCUCGAAACGCUGCUGCUACGACGAUCCAAUCCGCGUACCGGUCUCAUUUGGCAAGGAAAGCAUUGCAUGCUUUAAGAGCACUGGUUAAGAUACAAGCACUUGUGAGAGGCUAUCUUGUGAGGAAACAAACAGCUGCUACCCUAAAGAGCCUGCAAGCUUUGAUGGCAAUCCAAGUUCGAGCUCGGGUGAGUCGGAUCCAGCUGCUCGAGGACGAGGAAGAGCUUCUUGAAAGGAGGCAACGUAAGCGUCUCGUUGACACCAAUCUCAAAAAAGUAUACUACAGACUAAACAUGAAUCUCAAUGAAACUCGGAGAUCAUAUACGAGCAAGAGUGACCAUAUAAGUCGUUCUCAAAUCGAACAGAUAGUGAAUGAACCAAAUGCUUGUUCUUGUAGACGAAACCUUUCGAUCCCGAGGCAGUAUCAGCACAAAGAUCACUCCGGCACCAGGGAACCGAACAUGUCCAAACCAACAUCUGAAACAGCCUUAUUUUCCAUGGAUCAUCCAAGGCGUUCAGAUUUCGUGCCUAAUGACCAUCCAUUCUAUCCAAAUUAUAUGGCCAAGACAAAAACAUCACGGGCAAAAGUCCGAUCGCAGAGUGAACCGAAACAACGUCCGAGUUCAAGCGCACAUCAGCUAAAACCGAGACCAUCUUAGCCAUCUUAACUGUUGUAAAUUUACAU
Messenger RNA from Cucurbita moschata (crookneck pumpkin), 1254 nucleotides. RefSeq names its product protein IQ-DOMAIN 14-like. The record is from RefSeq and is a predicted model, not a curated record. Bases 320 to 1228 code for a protein of 302 amino acids. Gene Ontology annotation, molecular function: protein binding. NCBI's taxonomy places the organism in Eukaryota, Viridiplantae, Streptophyta, Magnoliopsida, Cucurbitales, Cucurbitaceae. The transcript is spliced from 3 exons.